Messenger RNA from Mugil cephalus (flathead mullet), 3937 nucleotides. It is a transcript of the gene gaa, whose product is annotated as alpha glucosidase. Bases 339 to 3158 code for a protein of 939 amino acids. Lineage: Eukaryota; Metazoa; Chordata; Actinopteri; Mugiliformes; Mugilidae. The record is from RefSeq and is a predicted model, not a curated record. Gene Ontology annotation, biological process: glycogen catabolic process; lysosome organization. Gene Ontology annotation, molecular function: carbohydrate binding; alpha-1,4-glucosidase activity. The transcript has 19 exons. Gene Ontology annotation, cellular component: lysosomal membrane.
GUCCCCAUGUACUUUCACUAUAUUCGGCGUUAUCCUGUGUGUUUUCUUCAUGGGUCUAAUAGUCUCGUCUUCCUUCCUCAACAGGCCUGUUAUUGUUAUUAGCGGUUAAUUUACGGCAGACAUUUCAACGAACUUAUUACACUGCUGUGUAACAGUACCUAAUUGUUUACUGGCACAGUUCGUAACUUGUUUUUGAAGAACAGUUAGCCCCACACCUGUGCUAAAGUGCAUUGCUAACUACAAAAGUAGCUGCAACUAUCAUUGAGUAUUUUCAUUGUUCGAAGUAGCCUAAAGGGCGUGUGUCGCAGGACACAAAGCUCUCGUCUCGGUAGCGCAUCAUGGGACUGUCGUCUAACUUCCCUGUAGCUGGGCUGCUCAUUGGCUUUUCCUUGUUGGCGUGUUUAUAUAUCAACCACUUGUCCAGCCACGCAGACAGACUGGUUAUGUCAGUUCGCGAUGAACAAAAUGUUAACAGGGCUCACGAACUUUUUCAUACACGUGUUUCUAAUCCACCUAAACCACAGAACGAUUCGAGGAGCGUCAGCCACACAAAAAAAUACCAAAAGGCUGUUGUUCCCAGGGUUAGUGAAUGCACCAUGGCUGUAGAGAGUAGGUUUGAUUGUGCCAGGGACAGGGUUCUCAGCCAGGGGGAGUGUGAGGAGAGGGGAUGCUGCUAUUCUCCUCUGAAUGACUCUACAGGACCCCCUUGGUGCUUCUACCCACGUUUGUACCCUGGUUAUAAAAUGGGUCCUCUGACACCUACCGCACGGGGCCAGGCUGCCACCCUGACUCGUGCCAGCCCCUCAUAUCUACCCAGAGAUAUCUCCACAUUAAGCCUAGAAGUCAUAGAAGAGGCAAGAGGCUGCCUGCACUUCACUUUGAAGGACCCAACAUCGCAGCGAUAUGAAGUUCCUCUCCCAGGUGGCAUUCCUCAGAGCAAAGUCGACACACAGGACGUCCUCUAUACCACUGAAUACCAGUCUAACCCAUUUGGCUUCAUAGUGCGCCGAAAAUCCAAUGGCAGGGUGAUUGUGAACACGACUGUUGCUCCUCUGCUGUUUGCCGACCAGUACUUGCAGCUGUCCACCUCGCUGGCUUCUUCCUUUGUGUCCGGCCUUGGGGAGCAUUACACCUCUCUCCGCUUGGACCUUAACUGGACUUCUUUGACUCUCUGGAACAGAGACAUGGCACCUCAUGCUAAUGCUAACCUCUAUGGCUCCCACCCAUUUUACAUAGUACAGGAAGAGGAUGGUUUUGCACACGGAGUUUUCCUUCUUAAUAGCAACGCAAUUGAGGUGAUGUUGCAGCCGACCCCUGCUCUCACCUGGGUGUCCACCGGUGGAAUCCUGGAUCUGUUCAUUUUCUUGGGUCCUGAUCCACAAAGUGUUAUACGACAGUACCUCCAGAUCAUUGGCUAUCCCAUGAUGCCCCCCUAUUGGUCAUUAGGCUUUCAUCUGUGUCGCUGGGGUUACACGACAUCGAAUACAACUCGGAAGGUUGCACAACACAUGCACAAUGCCAGCUUUCCCAUGGAUGUGCAGUGGAAUGACCUGGACUAUGCAGAUAAGCAAAGGGUGUUCACCUUUGACCCCUGGCGAUUUGGGGACCUACCGGAGAUGGUGGAGGAGUUUCAUAAGAGAGGCAUGAAGUACAUCCUUAUACUGGAUCCGGGGAUUAGCAGCACCAGCCUCCCUGGAACUUACACUCCCUUUGAUGAUGGACUGAAACGAGAUGUCUUUAUUAAAAAUGCCACAGGACACAUCCUGAUAGGGAAGGUUUGGCCAGGCCCAACAGCCUUCCCUGACUUCACCAACCCAGAGACCAGGCAGUGGUGGGAGGACUGCAUCAGAGAUUUUCAUUCUAAAGUUCCUGUGGAUGGUUUGUGGAUUGAUAUGAAUGAACCAGCCAAUUUUGUCCAGGGCUCAGUGGAGGGAUGUCCUGGCAGUGAUGUCGAGAACCCGCCCUACACACCCAAGGUGGUGGGAGGCCAGCUGAACUCUGGGACUCUCUGUAUGUCAGCUCAGCAGAAGCUUUCCAUUCACUACAACCUACACAAUCUGUACGGACUCACAGAAGCUUACGCAACGCACAGUGCUCUUAUAAAGAUACGCAGGAAGAGACCCUUUGUCCUGUCCCGCUCCUCUUUCCCUGGCAUCGGACGCUACUCUGCAGUGUGGACAGGAGACAUCAGGAGUGACUGGGAGCAGCUUCGAUUCUCCAUUCCUGCGGUGCUGCGAUUCGGCCUGUUCGGGGUGCCUCUGGUGGGAGCGGACAUCUGUGGCUUUGGAGGCGACACCACCGAGGAGUUGUGUGUGCGAUGGAUGCAGCUCGGAGCCUUCUACCCGUUUAUGAGAAACCACAACGACAGGCUCAAUGCUCCUCAGGAGCCCUAUGUAUUCGGGCAGAAGGCCCAGGAAGCCAUGCGGAGUGCGUUGAACCUUCGUUACUCGCUCCUCCCGUUCCUCUACACGCUAUUCCACCACGCUCACACUUCUGCCGACACUGUGGCCAGGCCACUGUUCAUGGAGUUUCCCGCAGAUCCUAACUGCCAGACUAUAGACAGACAGUUCCUGUGGGGCAGUUCACUUCUCAUUAGCCCGGUUUUGGAGCAAGGGGCAGAAGAGCUGGCCGCGUACCUGCCCCCAAGUACUUGGUACAGCUUGCACAACGGUCAGCCUUUCUACAGUGUGGGUCAGUACUUGCUCCUGUCAGCCCCUCUGGACACUAUCAACGUUCAUGUGAGGGAGGGACACAUUAUCCCCCAGCAGGUACCUGCUUUGACAACCUCGGCCUCGCGAGCAAACCCUUUCUUCCUGACGGUGGCGCUGUCAGCUGGUGGCUGGGCCUGGGGUGACCUGUUCUGGGAUGACGGCGACAGUCUGGACACCUUUGAGAUGCAAAACUACUGUUACGUUAUCUUCAUGGCCGGACAGUCCCAGAUUGUGAGUAACCCUCUGAAGUUGAACGGGGCUCUGGACGGUCUGGUGCUGGGGUGGCUGCAGGUGUUCGGAGUGCCCUCACCACCUCGCUACGUGUUAGCAAAUGGGGAGAAAGUCAGUGACUUUACAUAUCGCACUGACACAAAGGUUCUGACAGUGACUAACCUGGCCUUACCUAUGUCGGAGGCGUUUACAGUCCAGUGGGCUCUCUCUCGCUGAAUUUUAUGACCCACAGGCCUCUGGAAAGCCUUGCCUUCUGAACUGCUGCUGAAAAAAACAAAAAAACAACAGAUGCAUUUUCCUGCAGUGACACCUAGAGACUUCUUUAAGCCACUGCAGCAACAUCAUGGCUCAUCAUUUCUAGGACACUUUUGCUGCUAAUUGCUACCAAAAUCCUGAUUAAUGUUUAAUUCUUUGUGAAUGUACAGUGUAUAGUUUUUGAAGGAAUAUUUUUAAUUGUAUUUUUGAAAAAAAUGUUUAUACGUGCUUUUCCUGAAAUAUAAAUAAAAAUGAGGAAAAAUUAACAAUGUCCCUGGAUUCAGUUCUGGGAACAUUCCUUAGAGAGCUUGGUCCAUACUGAGAGUUGGUGACUCAGUUGGUACCAAGGGGCCCAAAGUGUGCCAUGUAAAAAUAUCCUCCACACCAUUACACCAAGCACCACUUGCCUGAACGGCUGAAACAAGGCACGGUGGAUCCACGCUUUCACAUUGUUUGUCCCAAAUUCUGACCCUACCAAUCUUAAAGAAAAAUCAGGACCCAUUAGACCAGGUAAUGUUUUUCCCAACUGUCUUGAAUUUUUUGCUCUUGUAUGACAGGACUGGUACUCCACGUGUUGUUCUGCUGCUGUAGCCCAUCUUCUUUAAGGCUUGAUGUGUUCAGAAAUUCUCCUCUUUGUACCUCGGUUGUAACAAGGAGUUAUUUGAGUCAUCGUCUCCUCUGACCUCUGGCUUUUUCCCCUUUAUUUGCCACAUUAAAAGUCGCUAAAUUCACCUCUCUAA